AUGGUGCAUACCGAUCUAACUCAGGAGCGGUUUUAUAAUGAUGCUUAUGCUGUUUUGUCAAACUGGGAGGGCAUUCUUCUACGAAUCGAGUACCUUCUACUGUAUAAGAAAUUUUUUCCGAGCUUCGCUUUCUUUCUAAUUGUUCAGGUUACAUUCUGAAAUGAAGAUGAAAAGUUCGAGAAUUCCAAACCUUCAUCUGGAAACUUUGACGUAGAUUAUGAUGAUUUAGAUACCUCCGAGUCCCAGUUCAUCCAGAGUUUCAUUCCACAUCGCCUACAACAGUCGACUGAAAAGAACAAGCGUGCCCUAGAUUCGAUGACCCGCGAAAUUUUGCAAACCUGUAAAACUCAGGAGGAUAUUGACGAGUGGUUCUUGGAAGUCACUCAGGACCCUAAGCAAAUUGACGAACCCAACCGAACCGGAAGGACACGCAGGACAACUCUCGAAACUGACAUCGGAUCUCCAAGUAUAAGUAAUGGUGGCACCGGUGAUCCUACUUUUAAUAGUGAUUUUGAUUCAGCUGCGUGGGAGGAGUUUUCAACUGAUGAGGAGCUGGAACCGAGUGAAUUUGCCGACGACAGCUACGUGAAAACGGAGCGAUGA
Mesocestoides corti is the source of this 603-nucleotide messenger RNA. The record is from the annotation of a GenBank genome assembly. NCBI's taxonomy places the organism in Eukaryota, Metazoa, Platyhelminthes, Cestoda, Cyclophyllidea, Mesocestoididae.